AGCUGCCAAAGAUCCGCAUGCCUCGGCACCUGCGGGAGACCUACGUCAGGCGUGUUGGGGAUGCUGUGAACAUUAUGAUCCCUUUUCAGGGAAAGCCCCAGCCUGAGGUGACCUGGACCAAGGGGGACCAGCCUGUGGACACCAGCCGCAUCAACAUCCGCAACACGGCGACGGACACCAUCUUCUACAUCCGCCAGGCACAGCGUGCGGACUCGGGCAAGUACGAGCUCAGCGUGAGGAUAGAUGGAGCAGAGGACAAGGCCACCCUGGACAUCCGAGUGAUAGAGCCACCAGGUCCCCCCCAGAAUCUGAAGCUGGUGGAUGUGUGGGGCUUUAAUGUGGCCCUGGAGUGGGCACCUCCAGCAGACAAUGGCAACUCUGACAUCAAGGGCUACAGAGUGCAGAAGUCAGACAAGAAGAGUGGGAAGUGGUUCACAGUGCUGGAGCGCUGCACCCGCACCAGCUGCACCAUCUCCGACCUCAUCAUCGGCAACACCUACUCCUUCCGCGUGUACUCGGAGAACGCCUGUGGCAUGAGUGACAGUGCAGCUGUGGCCUCGGGGGUGGCACACAUUGAGAAGACAAAAACCACUUACCAACCAGAGAAGAUCCCUCAAAGGGACAUGAUGGAGCCUCCAAAGUUCACCCAACCCCUGACAGACAGAGCCACCACCCGGGGCUACAGCACACACCUCUUCUGCUCCGUCCGAGGCUUCCCCCAGCCCAAAAUCAUCUGGUUGAAGAAUCAGAUGGAGAUUCGGGAGGAUCCCAAGUACAUCGCCAUGAUCGAGCAGGGCGUGUGCUCCCUGGAGAUCCGCAAGCCUGGCCCCUUUGAUGGGGGGGUCUACACCUGCAAAGCUGUCAACCCCCUGGGGGAAGCCUCAGUAGACUGCAGACUGGAUGUGAAAGAUGGACACAGGGGCCUCUCUGUCCCCCUGGCCUCCAUCCAGCUCUCCUCAAAUGGGACCAACAAUACACCCUGA
Messenger RNA from Acanthisitta chloris (rifleman), 983 nucleotides. RefSeq names its product myosin binding protein H (gene MYBPH). The transcript is spliced from 7 exons. Gene Ontology annotation, molecular function: protein binding. The annotation marks the transcript as partial. Lineage: Eukaryota; Metazoa; Chordata; Aves; Passeriformes; Acanthisittidae. The record is from RefSeq and is a predicted model, not a curated record.